This is a messenger RNA of Nematolebias whitei (Rio pearlfish), 564 nucleotides long. RefSeq names its product cystatin-B. The record is from RefSeq and is a predicted model, not a curated record. The coding region runs from base 98 to 397 and encodes 99 amino acids. Gene Ontology annotation, molecular function: cysteine-type endopeptidase inhibitor activity. Lineage: Eukaryota; Metazoa; Chordata; Actinopteri; Cyprinodontiformes; Rivulidae. The transcript is spliced from 3 exons. Gene Ontology annotation, cellular component: cytosol.
UUGCCUGAGUCAAUUUAAACGACCCACACGAACCUAAACUCGGUCAGUUUUACACGUAUUUGUCUGUUGUUUUUUUCAACAUUUAAAACUCGUCAUAAUGCCGAUGUGUGGAGGAACCAGCGAGGUAAAGGAUGCCGAUAAAGAUGUACAGCAGAUCUGCGACAAAGUGAAGAGCCAGGUGGAGCAGAAAGCAGGGAAGACUUAUACUGUUUUCACUGCCAAGCAGUACAAAACCCAGGUUGUGUCCGGAACCAACUACUUUGUUAAGGUCCAUGUUGGUGGAGAUGAACACGUUCAUGUCCGUGUUUGGAAAAAACUCCCGUGCCAUGGAGAUGCGGUUGAGCUGACUUCCGUGCAGCACAACAAGACCCACAAUGACCCGAUUGAGUACUUCUAAAGGGAUCACUAUCAAGGAUGCUCCAGUGCCUGCCUGCAUUCUCACAGUGAUCAGUUAGAAACCUGACAAGCAACAACAAAACCGUAAACAGAGAUGUAUCAUGAUUGAUUAUUGGCUAAAGGGAACUGUUUUGUACAAGGUCUGUUAUUAAAAGAAUUCUGACUAAA